AUGGCCAAGCUUGAGACGGAAAAAGAAACCGAUAAAGCCCUGCUUGGCGAUAAACCGAGAGAAUCGGAGAAAGAUGUGGAGCAAUUUGAGGAGGAAAAAGGCUUGGCCAAAUCCCUGACCCUCAUGAAUGGAGUCUCAAUGAUUGUGGGAUGUAUCAUCGGCUCCGGGAUCUUCGUCUCACCAGUAGGCGUUCAGAAAGGUGAGAGAAAAAUAUUGUAAAAUACGUUACCACCUCUUCUUCAAAUCCCAAAAAAUGAUGACUUACGAAUUCUCGCUUACCGUAAUCCUCUUUGGCUUCUGAUCUCCCACUUUCCGCCUCCAAUAAACAUUCGAAAUGACAUUCUGCCACGGAAAGUUCAAUUUGCCCGCCAAGAAUAGGGAAAUUAGCAAAAAAGUUGGUGUCUCGGCACAUUACCCUUGACUCAUUAUCCCCGCACACCCGUUAGAACGACCUCCUCGAACGCAAUUCCAACGCAAUUCUAAUUUAGAGGCCGGAAGUGUGGGCAUCUCAUUACUCAUUUGGCUGGCGUCCGGCCUGUUCGCCACGAUGGGCGCGUGGAGCUACGCCGAGUUGGGGACGUUGAUCCGCAAGUCCGGCGGCGAUUAUGCCUACAUCAAGGAGGCGUUCGGCCCAUUCUUGGCGUUCAUUCGGCUCUGGAUUGAAGCCAUGGUAGUGAGGUAAGAGAGUCGAGAGAAUUGUGAGAGUUUAGAAGGUCAGAAAAAGACAAAAAGUUGAGGCAUUAACAAGCAAUGUUGAGCAAUAAAGAAAACUGAAUUAAUUAAAUGCCAACAGGCUACCGUCUGAAUCUUGCUAAUGGACAUUUCAUAUCAGAAACAGACAAAAGGAAAAGCGGAUUAAAGGGCGGAUUGACAGUAUGACAAAUUUAUAGCUGAUAGUUGAUCUUUUUCUGCUGAGAAGUCAAAAAAAAACUUGGCGAAAAUAACGAUGGGAAUUGAUUAAAGAACCUCUGUAUAACAAGUUGAUAAAAAAAUUAUCGGUGUACUGAGGUUCAUUUUUGGCUAAACUUAGCUAUCGUAAGGUAGUAAAAUUUGACCAUGAUGACGGAGAACAUGAGGUAUUUUUCUCAGCUUCUUCAACAUCAAAAAAAUGAUUUUUCGAGUUUUUAAAUCAAUAUAAAACAAAUUCAAAAAUAAAACAAACCCCUCACUGUUUGAUCAGACAUUGCUGUUCUCUGAUCAUUUGAGCAACGAAGAGCCCAAAAAAAUGUAUCAGAACAACUGCCAAACGUUCCCUAUCAGUAAACAAAACUGAAGAGAAAAAAUGUCAAUGGCAUCUUUUUUGCGGAAAUUUUUUAAUUUAGAAAAAAUUCAAACAUCACUCAAAUUACCCCAAAAACUCAAAGGCCACUAAUUCCUCACUAUUUUUUGUUGCAAAGUCAAAAAAAGGGUUACUGCAAAACUCGUUAAAAGUACAAAGAAAUGGGGAAAGUUGGCGGAUUAAAGGACGGAAAUUGGAUGUUUGGAAGCAUAAACACUGUUGCUCGGCUCUUUGUGAGACGAAUGGACUUAAUCCGGCAAACAAUUCCAUCGUCUUCUGUGAAUUCGUACAGUAAAAGGAAGAAACAAAGCAUUAGUUAAUUCUAGAUUAAAAUUUGGGGGUUGGAAAAGAAGAUUUGAAGUAAAAGUUAGACAAAUACGGCGAGCGCUGGGAACUUUGGGUUAAAACCUACGUACAGAAACGGGUCUUUUUGGAAAGUCACUGAUUUUUGGGGCACUUGAGGAAAAAGUUUUGCACUGUGCAUUCCGCUUCGCGAGACACGAUCAUUUUCAAAACAUGUUUGCCCCGUGCAAUUGUCAGAGAUUUUGCGGCGACGCGGUGGAAAAAAGCUUUCGUCGCAGCAAUUUUGCUUGUAAACUCGAAUUCACUGUGCUCGAAUGCACUGUGUUUGAAAAGAGUAAGGAGUGACAUGUUAUAUUUGAAAAAAAUUUUCAUCGUAUAAAAUGUCACACCUAAUUUUUCUCAAUUUGAAAAAAUUUUUCAUCGUAUAAGAUGUCACACCUAAUUUGCGUUCAAAAUGGGGAAGGGUUCAUUCAAGGGGGAGAGUUCUGGAGGGGAGUGUUCAAAAAGGGGGAGAGUUCAGAUUGAGGGAAAGUACAGAAAAGGGGGAGAGUUCUGCCGCAACGGCAGAAAGUGGAGUCGCAGCGCACGGCAACCCAAAAUAGAACAAAAAUGUCUCCCGCCCACUUUUGAGCUUCGUCCAAACGAAGUGUCAAAAUUGGCAAAAGAAAUAAAAUAAUUCCGAGAAAAAUGUUUUUUGGUCGGAAACCCGCACGAAAAAUUCAUUUUUGACAUUUCGUUUGAAUUCAACCGAUACUAGGUGGGCGAAGUGCCGAAACGAGGCGGGAGACUCCCUGGGUUGCCGUGCAGCGGCGCAGGCGAAAAAACUCACUGUAAAAAUUCUGACGCGACCUAGUAUGACAAAAGCGGCAAAUGUGAAACUGUAAAUUUUACCAAAGUCAGUGCUCCAAAUGCACGCGGCGCGGCGAAAAAAGUCUGCAAAUUUUAUGGAAAGAUUAAAAUAUUAGACAUAUACGAGUUGUUUUUUUGAAACUUCAAUUCAGAAUUUGCGUCCGUCAAUAUACAGAUUUCCAACGUAUCCGUUCUUUAAGUCAACUUUCAUGUCAGUAAGAAAAAAAAAAUUUCUCGAAAAAACUUGUAAAAAGCUCUCCAAAAAUAAGAAAAAAGCUACUGAAAAGCAAUAAAAAGUGUCUUUAUCCGUUUUUUCCUUUCAUUAUUUAUCCGGCACGUUCGGCUCGACCUUUGCCCGAACAGGACAAAGUGCUGACCAACUCUUGGAAACGCAAAAAGAUACUCUCGGCCAAGAAGGGGGGAAAACUUGGCCAGCUGUUUACCGGAAGAACCCAUGUUUUCCAAAUUAAUUAAAAAUAUUUUUUGUUUUCCAUGUUAGUCAGAUUUCUCAAGACGAUACAUGCCUAAGGGGAUUAACGUCGCUGACUGACGUCAUUUGCCCUUUUAUUGCAGUAAAUAUUUAGUGUAUGGGAAGUGAAAGGCUGUGGGGGAAAACUAAAUUGUGAAAGGAUAAACGGCUAGUAUUUACAUAGUUUAUCCUGAAGUAUGUAGAUAAAUUGAAAAUCGCAAAAAAAUUCAAUUUUUUCAACUGUUGAAGAAAAAAAUUAACUUCUUUAGUGGGCACGGCCAGCUAAGACACCUGCACAUGGCCUCGAAAAUGAGGCUCUAAACUUUAUUAACAUAGAAAGUCCUUUUUUGGUACAGUACCUUAAGAUAUUCCGCAAUUUUCCGCCUCCAAACCGGCUAAAAAUCUGUGUAUUCUCAGCAUUCUUCAAGCUAUGUACGCAUUUGUCAAUUUGCAGAAAAAAUUGUUUAUAAAUUCCUCAAGGAUACUUCUUGUUUUCAGGCCCUGCACUUGCACUAUUGUUGCACUGACUUUCUCAACCUACGUUCUUGGUCCAUUCUUCCCGGAUUGUGAGAUUCCUUUGUUUCCAAAGAUUUUAUUGUCCAUUUUGUUGCUGGGUAAGUUGUGUGUGUUCGAUGUUAUUGUAAAAUACGCUCUGGAAGCCUUUACUUUCAUAGAACACUGUCAUUCAAUUUUUUAUCUAAAAUUUAGUUUCCCUAGCAUAAUGUGCAUUUUCAUAGUAGAUAAAUAAUUUUUUUCACAACAGCAGUUUUAAAAAUGUAAAUUUUUCUUAAAUUUCGGAAAAAGCAAUGUAUUUUUAUGCAGUCUUUUAUACACACGUACUCUAUAUUUUUUUGAUUCAAAAAGAUCGAAUUUUUUCCAUGUUUCAUAUCUUUUCUCUUGCACGUCUAUUGUCAGCAUAUUUUGCAAUUUCAGUCCUUCUCACCUUCAUCAACUGCAUUUCCAUCCGGCUUGCUACUCUCGUCCAAGACACCUUUACAAUUGCCAAGGUCUUUGCGUUGAUCUUGAUCAUCUUUACUGGCCUUUAUUUCCUCGUAUUUGGAGGUGCUGAAUACCACGAGUCUUUCGAAAAUAUUUGGGCGAAUUCUUCGGCAGAUCCAGGAAAAAUCGCAUUGGCUUUCUACUCCGGUCUCUUUGCUUUUCAAGGAUGGAAUUAUUUGAAUUUUAUCGUGGAAGAACUCCAGAAUCCCAAACGGUAAGUUUUUUGUGUGAAAAAGCAAUUAAAAAACCUGGCUACAGCGUACAGAUGGAAUUUGCUUUCUUACCAUGGGCGUAUUUUAAAAUAUGAUUUAAAAUUUCAUGAGCUUUUAAUUUUAGAAACCUCCCCCUAGCCAUUAUCAUCUCCUGUGUCAGCGUAACGGUCAUCUACUUCCUUGUAAAUGUCUCAUUUUACACUCUGAUCAGCCCUGAAGACAUGUUGACAUCUCCGGCCAUUGCAGUCGAUUUUGCCAAGAAGGCAUACAAAUCGUUUUAUGUCAUCAUGCCCAUCUUUGUGGCCUGCUCAACUUUGGGAUCAGCAAAUGGAGUCAUCUUCACUUCUUCGAGAUUGUUUUAUGUCGGCGGAAGGGAAGGGCAGAUGCCGAGGUUGUUGAUGAUGAUCAACCCAAAAACAAGGACUCCGAUUCCGGCGGUUACUUUGACUGUAAGUUAUUUUUUAUUUUGAUAUGAUAGAAGGUACAUAGUCAGAGAAUUUAAACAAAGGGCUUGUAGGUGUACAAUACUGAAAUUGAGGAAAAGCCGUAUUUUACAAUUACAAUUAAAAAAUUUCAAUUCGAUGUUCGCUUUUUGAUAAAGUUUGUCUAAAUUUUGUGGGACAUAGGAUAUAAAGGUGGUCACCGCAGUUCUAGACUUUUAUUUUUUCUGUGCACACUUUAAAACGCACUUCGCGAGCUGUGGAAGGGGGGUCUGGCCUAGAAAUUGACCCCCACUUUUUUUUGUCUUACCUGAUGACAUAUAGGAUUCUAAAAAACUUGGUGAAUUUUUUUCGAAAAAUUCGUCAUCAUGACCGAGAUAUGACGUAUUUAUUGAAUUUCGCAUAAUGUGUUAUAUUGUACUGAUUUAUUGUCUAAACAUCUCACAACUGGGUAUAUAUACGUUAUUGGCCAUGCUGAACAACUUUGUAAUUGGCCCAAAGUUUGUCAGGUUACUGUAACAUACCGUAACGGCCAUGCUCAAUCAAAGAAUCCCGAUUUUCUCGAUUUUUUUCAAUAAUUUUCUCGGAAUUUUUUUCCAUUUAUGGAAUCAGCAUCAAAUUCUGCAUCGGAUAGGCUAUAUGCGCAUCUCCAGAUAGGUGUACAAAAAUGUCGUGGCGCAACCGGUAGUGGGUCGGACUACCAUUCAAAAGGUCCCGGGUUCGAGUCCGGGUGGAAGCAAAAAUGCUCAAACGCGCUGGAAAUUGUCCCGAAACAGUUGUAAUCUAUUGGAACUGUGGUAAAAAUAAAUAAUAAUUAACAUUUUUCCCUAAAAAGGCAAAAUUUUGGAUUUUACAAAAUUUUUGAAAAUCGUGAUUUUUGUGGGCCCAAAUCUGUCGAAGAAAUGAAAAUUUUUUGUUACCGCCUUUUUUGUUUAGAAACAACGCAGGGCACAUAUAAAGACUAUUCCUCAGAGGAUUUCGUUCAAUUUUGCCCAAAACACCAAAAAAUUUUCGUAUUUUGCCAUUUGACAAAAAAUUGAAAUAAUGAUUUUCAGGCGUUCUUACGCGGAAACGUGUCCAAUUUUUCUAGAGCAGUUUUUUUCGCUGCCUUUAAAUAGCUUUCUAAUAGCCGCGAAAAUCUUCCACAAAAAAUUUUACACUAAAAAAUUUGUAGAUAUUCACAUAUUUCAUGAUGUUACAGUAUUCAAUCUUGUAAAAUUUGCUAAAAAUUCGACUCCCCAUAGUGCAAAACAUGUGUAUCCACGUUUGAAUGACGUUACUUCGGUUUACUGGGUUCUGGCGGGGCUCUCCGAUUAAAACAAAAAAGAGCAACUUUUUGGUGUUUUGGGCAAAAUUGAACGAAAUCCUCUGAGGAAUAGUCUUUAUAUGUGCCCUGCGUUGUUUCUAAACAAAAAAGGCGGUAACAAAAAAUUUUCAUUUCUUCGGCAGAUUUGGGCCCACAAAAAUCACGAUUUUCAAAAAUUUUGUAAAAUCCAAAAUUUUGCCUUUUUAGGGAAAAAUGUUAAUUAUUAUUUAUUUUUACCACAGUUCCAAUAGAUUGCAACUGUUUCGGGACAAUUUCCAGCGCGUUUGAGCAUUUUUGCUUCCACCCGGACUCGAACCCGGGACCUUUUGAAUGGUAGUCCGACCCACUACCGGUUGCGCCACGACAUUUUUGUACACCUAUCUGGAGAUGCGCAUAUAGCCUAUCCGAUGCAGAAUUUGAUGCUGAUUCCAAAAAUGGAAAAAAAUUCCGAGAAAAUUAUUGAAAAAAAUCGAGAAAAUCGAGAUUCUUUGAUUGAGCAUGGCCGUUACGGUAUGUUACAGUAACCUGACAAACUUCGGGCCAAUUACAAAGUUGUUCAGCGUGGCCAAUAACGUAUAUAUACCCAGUUGUGAGAUGUUUAGACAAUAAAUCAGUACAAUAUAACACAUUAUGCGAAAUUCAAUAAAUACGUCAUAUCUCGGUCAUGAUGACGAAUUUUUGGAAAAAAUUUCACCAAGUUUUUUAGAAUCCUAUAUGUCAUCAGGUAAGACAAAAAAAAGUGGGGGUCUAUUUCUAGGGCAGACCCCCAUUUGAGCCUGCUUCAGCAACUCGCGAAGUGCGUUUUAAUUUUCGUCCUGCAGCGAUUUCCCAAAAUCCGCACUGGUUAUUUCCAAAUUUCCGGGCUUUUUUGGCACUGUUUUUUCAAAAUCAAUGUCAACCCAUUUUUGCACUGAAAUUUGACGCAACAGAAAAAAUAAAAGCAUAGAAAUUCGGUGACCACCUUUAUAUCCUUACAUCAGAAAUUUUAUAGCGAAACAAAAACAAGUAUGGAUCAUUCUUUGGCUAUGAAAGCUAUAAGUCUAAAUUGUAGCAAAAAAUUUCCUUGCAAAGAACAUAUAGAAAGACAUUGUCAAAAAUCGGAUUGCAGAUCUCCGACAUUGCAAAUUUUACUUUCCAUUUCGCCUGCUACCCACGAUAGAGGUUUCGGCUGACACUGCAAGAUGCAAAGUUUUUAGUAAUCGACUUCUCGAAGUAGAUUAUUUUUUACCAGACAUUAAUCACGUGUUUUACCAUGUGGAAGCUAUGCUCCAAAUUUGUGAACUCGCCGAUCCUAUCAAUUUCCCAAAUCUUACAGGGUCUUCUAUCCAUUGCCUAUCUCGCCCUCAGCAAUGACGUCAUCCAACUGAUCAACUACAUUCAAAUUAGCUAUUGGCUAGCUAUUGCAGGAGCCAUUGCAUCGUUAUUUUACUUCCGAGUUACAAUGCCGGACGCACCAAGACCCAUAAAAGUCUGGAUUAUUGUCCCAAUCCUAUUCUUUAUCGGCUGUAUUGGCCUCGUUUUGAUUCCGAUUCUCUCAAAACCGUUGGACACCUUGAUUGGCCUCGGAAUUAUGCUCACGGCGGUUCCAAUUUAUGUGAUUUUUAUUGUUUGGCAACCAAAAACUUUCAAGGAUAUUGUGAAUGGAUUUACGGGAGUCUUCCAAAAGUGCCUUGGACUGGUCGAAGCGGAGUAG
Molecule: messenger RNA, 7550 nt
Organism: Bursaphelenchus xylophilus (pine wood nematode)
Lineage: Eukaryota; Metazoa; Nematoda; Chromadorea; Rhabditida; Aphelenchoididae
Source: the annotation of a GenBank genome assembly